AUGGCGUCUCCAGUCGAAAUUUCGUUGCCCAACGGGCUCAAGUACAGCCAGCCCACGGGGCUCUUCAUCGACAACGAGUUCGUGCCCGCUGCUGGCGAGAAGUUCGUCGUCAUCAACCCCGCGACGAACGAGGAGGUCAUUACUCUGCCAGGCGCCUCCGAGGAAGAUGUCGAUAAGGCUGUGGCAGCUGCUCGUCGGGCUUUCGAGGGAGAAUGGUCGGAGCUUGCGGCUGUUGAUCGAGGGGCCUUCUUGUACAAGCUUUCGGAGCUGAUCGACCGCGAUCGGAAGCUUCUCGCCAGCAUUGAUGCAUUCGAUAAUGGCAAGACAUAUACCGACGCUCUCGAGGGUGAUCUCGAUGAGUCCUACAACGUCUUCCGGUACUACGCCGGUGCUGCUGACAAGAUCACCGGCCGCACGAUUGAGACGUCGCCAGCCAAGCUGGCAUAUGUGCUGCAGGAGCCUCUCGGAGUCUGCGGUCAGAUUAUUCCCUGGAAUUUCCCCUUCAUGAUGCUCGCCUGGAAAGUCGCGCCAGCCCUCGCCUGCGGAAAUACAGUUGUCCUCAAGCCCGCUGAGCAGACCCCGCUGUCGGCUCUCUACUUCGGCAAGCUUGUCAUCGAGGCCGGCAUCCCGCCGGGCGUCGUGAACAUCAUCCCCGGCAUCGGCUCCGUCUCCGGCAAGGCUCUCGCCGGGCAUAUGGGCGUAGACAAGAUCGCCUUUACGGGCAGCACCAACACUGGCAGGGCUAUCAUGAAGGCCGCGGCCAACAAUCUCAAGAACAUCACGCUUGAGUGUGGUGGCAAGAGCCCAAGUAUCGUGUUUGAGGAUGCGGAUCUCGAUCAGGCCGCCAAGUGGUGCCAUUCCGGCAUCAUGUACAACCAGGGCCAGGUCUGCACUUCUACAUCCCGAAUCUACGUCCACGAGGCUGUCUACGAGGAUUUCCUCAAGCGAUUCGUCGAAAUCACAAAGGAAAACGCAAAGGUCGGCGACCCUUUCAGCAGCGAGACCUGGCAAGGUCCUCAAAUCUCCCAAGUCCAAUACGACAAGAUUUUGUCGUACAUCGACGAGGGAAAGGCUGCUGGAGCGCGCCUCCUGCACGGCGGUUCGAAGCACGGUUCUGAGGGUCUUUUCAUUGAGCCGACUGUUUUCGCUGAUACAACCGAGGAAAUGAAGAUCGUCCAAGAGGAAAUCUUUGGGCCCGUCGUGGCCAUUGCCAAAUUCAGCACCGAGGCCGAGGCCAUCGCCAAGGCCAACGACACGUCGUACGGCCUCGCGGCUGCGCUCUUCACAGAGAAGAUCUCCAAGGCGCACAAAGUCGCGCGCAAGCUGCAGGCCGGCAUGGUGUGGAUCAACUCAUCGGGCGACUCGCACUUUGGCAUCCCCUUUGGUGGGUACAAGUCCUCGGGCAUCGGACGCGAGCUGGGCCAGUAUGCACUGGAUGCAUACACGCAGUCCAAGGCGGUGCAUGUGAACUUGGGGACGCAGCUCUAG
Molecule: messenger RNA, 1488 nt
Organism: Ilyonectria robusta
Lineage: Eukaryota; Fungi; Ascomycota; Sordariomycetes; Hypocreales; Nectriaceae
Product: aldehyde dehydrogenase domain-containing protein
Exons: 6
Coding region: 1-1488 (495 amino acids)
Molecular function (GO): aldehyde dehydrogenase (NAD+) activity
Source: RefSeq, a predicted model, not a curated record